AGACUAAAAUUAGUUGAUAAACUGUUUGGCACACCGAUCGAACAAAGCUUAAUUACGGUUCUGGCCAGCGCCCUGUCACCACAGCGGAAUCGGGCGUGGGUUGCAACCGAGGCUGUCGGGUCGGGGGAUCCUAUAAGACAGGCGGGUGGACAGCGGUAACCACCCCCGCCUAGUGCACUCCACUCCUCAAAAACCUCCCCAAACCCCCAGAAACUCCCAUCCCGUCACCUCCAUCCUCCACACCACCUCCACUCCACCGCCGCCGUUUCCCAACGAGGUCUCCUCCUCGGCUUCCUCCACUCCACGCCACGUCGCCACACCACCGUUGCCGCCCCCGGCCUUGUUCUUCGCGCUUUUUACUUCCUCGGUGUUCCUUCCUAGGACCAGUAGGAGGAGUAGCACUCCGAGAGCGAAGCUUCCCCCUCGCCGAGGAGCCAGGAGUCACUCACGGAGCUCGAAAACCGUUAGAGAUACUGUAGUAUCCCCGGCGGGGCCGCGGCAGCUGCUGCGUCGGUACUACGAGCGCCGCAGGGGAGAGGACGGGGCGCGGCUUUACUGCUGCUGCCUCUGCUUUCAGCUACUGUACUACCGUGGCUGCUGCUGCCUGCUGCUCCUGCCGCAUUUCCGUUGCUCUUUUUAAAGAGCCCGUCUUUACUGCGCCACUCCCUUCCGGCCUUCCCCUCUGCGCCCCGGUCUGCCUUCCUGCUCCCAUCGCACCGCAUCCAUCCCCCUCCCUUGGCUCUUUAUUCCCCUACCGAUCAGCAGAGAAGGACGGAAUCCACCCCGGCCGGCCGUUCCGAUCACCCCUGCAGCUUCUUUUCCUUUUGGGGGCAGGGGUGCAGCUCGGCAGGGCCUGGUUUGCCGGGGGUUCUUGUGUCAACCAAGUACUUGCUCGGCUCUCCUUCCUCGUGCGCUUCAGGCCUACACGGCUAGCAGCUAGCUUGGGUGAAGCUCCCGGCAGCGAUCUUUGUCGUGCUGCGUGCCAUGUCGCGCCCGCGCACGGUGCGGAUCUUCUGGGACGAUCCUGACCUGACGGACUCCUCCAGCGAGGAGGAGGGCUGCGGGACCCGGAGGGUGGGCAGGAUGGUGCGGGAGCUGCCACCCAUGGCGGGUGCGGCGGCGGCUGCUCCCGUGCCGGACCAGUGCAACGCCGGGGACGGCGACCGCGGGAGGAGACUCGGCGUUGCUGCUCCCGGUGCGUGCAGCGGGGCGCGGAGACGGCUGGCCAAGACUGGCCCGAGCACCAAGUUCCGCGGCGUCCGGAGGCGGCCGUGGGGCAAGUUCGCCGCGGAGAUCCGUGACCCGUGGCGCGGCGUGCGCGUGUGGCUCGGCACCUUCGACACCGCGGAGGAGGCCGCCCGCGUCUACGACACCGCCGCCAUCCAGCUCCGCGGGGCCAACGCCACCACCAACUUCUCCGCCGCCGCUAACUCCGGCUCCAGGGCCGGCCAGCGGGACCCGGCGACCCCCGGCUACGAGUCCGGCACGGAGUCCUCGCCGGCGGCGUCGUCGCCGACGUCCGUGCUCCGCAAGGUCCCCUCCCUGUCCUCCCUCGCCGAGGACGACUCCUGCGCGGCCCCGUGCGAGCCAGCCGCGGGGUGCCGCAGCCUGGCCGUCCUCGAGGAGGAGGAGCUCGGCCAGUUCGUGCCGUUCGAGGACGCGCCGGUCUACGCCACCAGCGGCUUCUGGGACUUCGAGCCCGACGCGGGGUUCCUCUACGCCGAACCGUCGUCGCCGGAGGCGUCGUGGAACGCCGCCGCCGCCGCCGAGCCGGCCUCGUCCGACGACGCGCCCAGCUGGGCCGCGUCGCCGGUGCAGGAGAACGACUACUUCCAGGGCCUCCGCGAUCUCUUCCCGCUCAACCCGCUUCCCGCGAUUUUCUGAGCGGGCGGGCGGGGGGACGGACGGAGAGCGCCGGAACCGGAACGGGCUUCGGUGAUUCGUCCGCCGGAUUUGUUUGUUUUUUUUGGACGACGUCGAGAGUUUGGUGUGUCGUGUGCCUGCGUGCACUGUGUACUUGUAUCGAUGAGUUUUUGAGGUGCUGGAGUCUACGAGUUAUUAGUACGUGAAUGUUUUUUUUAAGUGCCGUCC
Zea mays is the source of this 2091-nucleotide messenger RNA. RefSeq lists its product as uncharacterized. The record is from RefSeq and is marked validated. Bases 985 to 1884 code for a protein of 299 amino acids. Lineage: Eukaryota; Viridiplantae; Streptophyta; Magnoliopsida; Poales; Poaceae. Gene Ontology annotation, biological process: regulation of DNA-templated transcription. Gene Ontology annotation, molecular function: DNA-binding transcription factor activity; DNA binding. The transcript has a single exon.